AUGUAUCGGUGUUUAACUAGCAUAAGGACAAGUAGGGACUGUGAGACAGAGAAGGUUUCACCUCCUCAUACUAUCGUCCUGAUGAUUAAGUCUCAGCAGAGAAGUUUGGAGGCAUAUUCAAAUCACAGCACACAGAAAAUCGAUGUGGAGAUCAGCGAACCAAUAGACUUUAGUUCUGGAGAUCAUCAACAUCUGGUUCGGAAAGUCGCAGGUAGAAACAUCCAUUCCAAAUCUGGUGAGCUCUCCUCAGAAUCAACUUCAAGUGAGUCACAAAACAUGAAGGGGAAUCCACACUCAAAGGCUAGUGAGCGAGCGGAUACCUACGUGGUACAAGUUUCAGAUGACACCACCCCAGAAGCCAGCAGUGCAGCUAAUUUAGCCAGUCCAUUCUCAGACACAUCUAUCCGCAGAGCUUUCAUUACAAAAGUGUUCCUCAUCCUAUCACUUCAGUUGCUGGUCACUGCGGCAAUUAUCAGCAUGUUUGUUUUCUGGAAUGAUUUAAGGACUUGGGUACUUGCAAACUCCUGGUUCACCUAUGCGCUCUUCCCAGCGUUUUUUGUUGUACUUAUUGUACUUGCUUGCUGUGGGAAUCUCCGCCGUCAAGUGCCUGCAAAUUACAUUCUUCUGGGAUUCUUUACAAUUCUUCAAGGUCUGCUGCUAGGAGCGGUGUCAGUUUUCUAUAAGGCCGACGAAGUGUUAUGGGCAACGGCAGCAACCGCUCUGGUGACGUUAGCGCUCACGUUAUUUGCUCUGCAAACAAAAUGGGAUUUCACCUUGCUGAAUGGAGUGCUGUUUGUUUUCCUCUUCGUCCUUCUGGUGUAUGGAAUUAUCUUACUCUUCAUAAGAUCGUAUUGGCUGCAUCUGCUGUACGCCGGACUUGGAACUGUGCUCUUCUCACUUUAUCUGGUAAUGGAUGUGCAGCUCAUGGUGGGAGGGCGCCAUCACCAUUCUGACCUGGACCCUGAGGAGUACAUUUUUGCUGCCCUGAACAUCUACCUGGACAUUAUCAACCUUUUUCUUUUUAUUUUGCAACUGAUUGGACUGGGGCGGUAAUCAUAUGCCAAAGGCUGGUUUGUGUUGAGAAGAGGGGAGGAGGGACACCUGUUAAGUGUCACCAAGCUCAGACAUGCAGAGGUUAGCAAACUUUUUAUUUAAAAAAAAUUAAAUUAAGAAUACUUUUUUGUUGUUGUUAUUAAGUGAAACCAAGCAUUCAGUAGACGUAGCUGUAGUUGUUUUCAUUUCAUUGUCAUAUAGCGAAACUUUGUGACUUGGGGGGGGGAUUUCUGAUUUUUGUAAAUUCAAAGCUGAGUACCGUAAUUAUAUACCACAAACAUUUGUAAGAUGUCCAUUACUUCACUGAGGUUUUCUAGACACUGUUUAAAACUAUAAACAAUCUCUCUACAUGAAUAAAAUAGAUA
Tupaia belangeri chinensis (Chinese tree shrew) is the source of this 1418-nucleotide messenger RNA. RefSeq names its product protein lifeguard 2. Gene Ontology annotation, cellular component: membrane. The coding region runs from base 1 to 1053 and encodes 350 amino acids. The record is from RefSeq and is a predicted model, not a curated record. NCBI's taxonomy places the organism in Eukaryota, Metazoa, Chordata, Mammalia, Scandentia, Tupaiidae. The transcript is spliced from 11 exons.